Messenger RNA from Jaculus jaculus (lesser Egyptian jerboa), 1435 nucleotides. RefSeq names its product GDP-mannose 4,6-dehydratase (gene Gmds). Lineage: Eukaryota; Metazoa; Chordata; Mammalia; Rodentia; Dipodidae. The transcript has 11 exons. Gene Ontology annotation, molecular function: GDP-mannose 4,6-dehydratase activity. The record is from RefSeq and is a predicted model, not a curated record. The coding region runs from base 27 to 1145 and encodes 372 amino acids. Gene Ontology annotation, biological process: GDP-mannose metabolic process.
CAGCCCGGCCCUCCGCCCGCGGCGACAUGGCUCUCGCUCCGGCGUGCCGCCCGAGCCCCCGGGGUUCCGGGGACGGCGAGAUGGGCAAGCCCAGGAAGGUGGCUCUCAUCACCGGCAUCACGGGUCAGGAUGGCUCAUACUUGGCAGAGUUUCUCCUGGAGAAAGGGUAUGAGGUCCAUGGAAUUGUACGACGAUCCAGUUCAUUCAAUACAGGUCGAAUUGAACAUUUGUACAAGAAUCCCCAGGCUCAUAUUGAAGGAAACAUGAAGCUGCACUAUGGAGACCUCACUGAUAGCACUUGCUUGGUAAAGAUCAUCAAUGAAGUCAAGCCCACCGAGAUUUACAAUCUUGGCGCCCAGAGCCAUGUUAAAAUCUCCUUUGACUUAGCUGAGUACACAGCCGAUGUUGAUGGGGUUGGCACCUUGAGACUUCUGGAUGCAAUUAAAACCUGUGGCCUUAUCAACUCUGUGAAAUUUUACCAAGCCUCAACAAGUGAACUUUAUGGAAAAGUGCAGGAAAUACCCCAGAAAGAGACCACCCCUUUCUAUCCUCGGUCUCCCUAUGGAGCAGCCAAGCUCUAUGCUUAUUGGAUUGUGGUGAACUUCCGGGAGGCUUAUAAUCUCUUCGCAGUGAAUGGCAUUCUCUUUAAUCAUGAGAGUCCCAGAAGAGGAGCUAAUUUUGUUACUCGGAAAAUCAGCCGGUCAGUAGCUAAGAUUUACCUCGGACAACUGGAAAGUUUCAGUUUGGGAAAUCUGGAUGCCAAACGAGACUGGGGCCAUGCCAAGGACUACGUAGAGGCCAUGUGGCUGAUGUUGCAAAAUGAAGAACCAGAGGACUUUGUCAUAGCUACUGGGGAAGUCCACAGUGUCCGUGAGUUUGUUGAAAAAUCAUUUCUGCACAUUGGAAAAACUAUUGUGUGGGAAGGAAAGAAUGAAAAUGAAGUGGGCAGAUGUAAAGAGACCGGCAAAGUGCAUGUGACUGUGGAUCUGAAAUACUACCGACCAACUGAAGUGGACUUUCUGCAGGGAGACUGCUCCAAGGCGCAGCAGAAGCUGAACUGGAAGCCCCGGGUCGCCUUUGACGAGCUGGUGAGGGAGAUGGUGCAAGCCGACGUUGAGCUCAUGAGGACCAACCCCAACGCCUGAGUGCAGAGCUGGUGACCCACCCCGGGAGUGUGCAGUCCUGCGGCCCGCGACCCUCGUCACGUUGUCCCUGCACCUAGAGCCCGGGCGGAGGUUUGGAGCCGAUGGGACAUGCACUUCGGAGCUCAGGCCUCUGCUUUUGUCGAAGCCUCCUGUCAAUGUUUUUUGGGAAAUCAAGAUGUUUUAAUCACAUACUCACUUUACUUGAAAUUAUGUCACUAGACAACUUAAAUUGUGGAGCCUUCAAAGUGUUUUUCUCCUUUCUUAUUAAAUGACCUUUCUAUGAACCAGCA